AUGGAUCAUAAAAUAUGGCUGUACCUCUAUGGUGCUAUAUCGAUCACAUUUGCAUAUUUUCUUUGCCUGGUUUUCUACAGACUCUUCCUCAGUCCCCUGGCAAAUUUUCCUGGGCCAGCUCUGGCCGCUGCAUCAGGGUGGUAUGAGGCAUAUUUCCAACUGGUAAAGCAAGGAAGAUUUACAUGGCAAAUCGAACAUCUUCAUAAAAAGUAUGGCCCAGUGGUUCGCAUCAAGCCCAACGAAGUGCAUGUCCAUGACCCUGACAACUAUACGACACUAUACUCCGGACCGACGCAUAAUCGCGAAAAGGAGCGCUGGUUCUACUAUACCGGCUUACCCCUGUCAUUAUUCUCCACCCCAGACCAUAGAACACACCGGGCACGGAGAAGUUUGAUCAGCCCAUUCUUCACACGGAAGGCGGUUCGAGAAUUUCAGCCUGUUCUUCAAGAUAAACUCCAAUUACUGUAUCGUCAUUUCUCAAAGUCAAUAAAUCACGAUCUACCAUUAGAGCUUCACACUGCUUUCAUAAGCUUUGCAGGCGAUGCUAUGUCACAAUACGCAUUUGGAGAGCAGCGGGGCUUCAAUUUCCUCGAUGAGCCGGAAUUGAUGCCGAUUUGGAAGAAUGGAGUGAAUGCAAUGUUUGGGGGUGCAAGAUUGGUCAGACAAUUUCCGUUUUUGUAUUUCUUGAGGAACCUGAUCCCACCGGUGUCACGCAUAGUGUACCCAACAUUUAGCCGAAUUGAGUACUUGGAACAUGUGAGUAAAUACCGGCUAGCUACCUCAGUUAUUGCAAGUUCACUGACGAUAUACCAGACUGUCAAAAAAAUGGUCAAGCAAGCCAUUCAGGACCAUCGAGAUGGCAUAUUGGAUGACAAGCAGAAAAAAAAGGCAAUCUACCCUGCAAUGCUGGCUAACGACAAGCUACCACCGAGUGAAAAGGAGACAAAACGCCUUCAAGACGAAGCAACUUUCUUUAUGCUCGCAGCCUCAGAUGCUCCUUCGCAGGCCCUUGCGAUCACGACCUUUCAUAUCCUUGACAACCCUGAAGUGCUUAGAAAAUUAAGGGAAGAACUAUUCUCGGCAUUUCCGGAAGUCACAAGCAUAUCAAGUCUAGACGAAUUAGAACCUCUUCCAUAUCUAACCGCAGUCCUAAAAGAAGGCCUGCGACUAUCGAACAUAGUUGUUCCUCGACAGCCACGAGUGGCGCCAGAUGAGACUCUGCAAUUCCACAAUUGGACGAUUCCGCCUGGAACACCAGUUAGCAUGACGAUAUAUCAUAUUUUGCGUGACCCACAGAUUUUUCCAGAACCGACGAAAUUCAAUCCAGAGCGCUGGCUGGUUGGACAGGAAGAGCUCCGAAAAUUGGAAAAAUACCUUGUCCCAUUUUCAAAGGGUGGGCUGGGUUGCUUAGGUCCCAAUAUGGCGUGGGCAUGGUUAUACUUGGUUAUUGGAAACAUUUUACGACGAUUUGACCUUGUUCUGUACAAUACAACAAGGGAAAAUGUUGAAAUGGUGCAGGAUAACUUCAGUGGACAGACAGCUGAUGGCAUGAAUAUUGUCCAAGUGAAAGUGCGGCGAGAGCAUCGUUAA
Messenger RNA from Penicillium pulvis, 1590 nucleotides. RefSeq names its product cytochrome P450. Bases 1 to 1590 code for a protein of 529 amino acids. NCBI's taxonomy places the organism in Eukaryota, Fungi, Ascomycota, Eurotiomycetes, Eurotiales, Aspergillaceae. The transcript has 4 exons. The record is from RefSeq and is a predicted model, not a curated record. Gene Ontology annotation, molecular function: oxidoreductase activity, acting on paired donors, with incorporation or reduction of molecular oxygen; monooxygenase activity; iron ion binding.